This is a messenger RNA of Gymnogyps californianus (California condor), 3684 nucleotides long. RefSeq names its product DLG associated protein 4 (gene DLGAP4). NCBI's taxonomy places the organism in Eukaryota, Metazoa, Chordata, Aves, Accipitriformes, Cathartidae. The coding region runs from base 1 to 3075 and encodes 1024 amino acids. Gene Ontology annotation, molecular function: molecular adaptor activity. The transcript is spliced from 12 exons. The record is from RefSeq and is a predicted model, not a curated record. Gene Ontology annotation, cellular component: postsynaptic specialization; glutamatergic synapse. Gene Ontology annotation, biological process: signaling.
AUGAAGGGCUUAGGAGAUAACAGAAGCCGCCACCUCUCUGACAACCUGGACUCCCCUCAAGACUCUCUUUAUGCCCCCCAGGACAGGAACCCUUAUCUCCUCAGCCCCACCGACUCCUUCACCAUGGACCCCCGAUUCCCAGCCCAGAAUACCCUCCAUGGCGACUGUCUCCUUCCACUCAACAACCAGAUCUCCAACAGCAGCACUUUCCCCCGCAUCCAUUACAACUCCCACUUCGAGGUCCCGGAUGACAACCCUUUUCCGAGCCAUGCCCAAGCCACUAAAAUCAACCGCCUGCCUGCAAACCUCCUUGACCAGUUUGAGAAGCAGCUGCCCAUCCACAGAGACGGCUUCAGCACCCUCCAGUUUCAGAGGAGCGAUGCGAAGCACCGGAGCGAGAGCCCUGGGCGCAUCCGGCACCUUGUCCACUCUGUCCAGAAGCUAUUCGCCAAGUCCCAGUCUCUGGAGGGCCCCACCAAAGGCAACGUGAAUGGCAAGAAGGGGGCGGAUGACCCCAAGCAAAACCGGAGGAGCAAGAGCAAAGACCGAGCGAAGACCUCCGAGCCCAAGCGCAGGACCCGAUCCAACAUAUCAGGCUGGUGGAGCUCAGAUGACAACUUAGACAGCGAUACCUGCAGCUACCGCAACCCAAUGGGCCUCAUGACACUGGGCCGGCAGCCGGACCACAGCCAGCCGAAGUAUUUCAUGCACGCUUACAAUACCAUCAGCGAGCACAUGCUGAAAUCCUCCAAGAGCAAUAACGACCUCAAGGUCACCCCUUGCACCAAUAUCCCCAUCAACAAUGAUUCCAACUACAUUAAGAGGGGCUCCUGGUCCACACUGACCCUCAGCCAUGCCCGGGAAGUGUGCCAGAAGGCCUCCGCCACGAUCGACAAAGCCUUGCUGAAAUCCAAGUCCUGCCAUCAAGACUUGGCCUACCACUACCUGCAGCCUGACGGAGGGCUGUGGGCACAGCUGGGUGGCGUGAGCCCGGCCAGCAGCUGGGCAGCCCCACCGCUCGGCUGGGAGGACACGGGUGCCGCCCCGCUGCAGCCGAGCGAGCCCCCGCGGAGGUGGGACCAGCCCCUCAGCCCUGGGCCGACCGACGCAGGCAGCGGCCAGGUGCCUCAGGGGGAGUGGAACAACACGCUGUCUCAGGACAAAGACAGCGAGAUCCCGUGCCGGCGCAUGCGGAGCGGGAGUUACAUCAAAGCCAUGGGGGAUGAUGAUAGUGAAGACUCAGAAACCAGCCCCAAACCAUCCCCGAAAACUGCAGCUCGGAGGCAGAGUUACCUCAAGGCCACCCAACAGUCCCUGAGUGAGCAGAGCACCACACAAAGGAGCCUGGACCGCCUGGACUCUGUCGAGAUCCUCCUACCUCCAAAGUUCCCAACCUGGGAGGAAGAAUACAACCAGAUCUCCGACAGCGUCAACGAGUCCAGUUGCAUCAACCAGAUCUUUGGACCCCCCUCACUUAUCCCUCAGAUAUUUACCCAUGGAGAGCAGGCACCAGAGCCGGAGCUGGGGGAGCAGUACGAGGCAGUCUGCGACUCUACCUACAGCGAGGCCGAGUCGGCCGCCGCGGAGGUGCUGGACCUGCCUCUGCCCAGCUACUUCCGCUCCCGGAGCCACAGCUACCUCCGAGCCAUCCAGGCGGGCUGCUCCCAGGAAGAGGACACGGGCUCCGUCCGCUCCAUCUCCCCCCCGCCAGCGGGCAGCCUCAGCGGCAGCAGGACCCUGCCCACCAACAGUUCAUCAUGCCUAGUGGCAUAUAAAAAGACUCCACCUCCUGUCCCACCUCGGACCACAUCAAAGCCGUUCAUCUCUGUCACUGUGCAGAGCAGCACUGAAUCGGCGCAGGACACCUACCUGGACAGCCAGGACCACAAGAGCGAGGUGACCAGCCAGUCGGGACUCAGCAAUUCUUCAGACAGCUUGGACAGCACCAGGACACCCAGUGUGACAAGGGGAAGCGUCGUGACUCCAGCAAGAGAGACUCCAGAGUUACCCCAGAAAAAUGCAACUUUGAAAAGUGACAAAGGGACUCUGACUAGUGAAGAGCCUAAAGUGGAGAAUAUCCCCAAAAGAAAGCUGUCGUCUAUAGGAAUACAAGUUGACUGCCUUCAGCCAGUGGCAAAAGAGGAGCCUCCUCCACCAGCCACCAAAUUCCAGUCCAUCGGGGUACAGGUAGAGGACGAGUGGCGAAACAGCCACUCUCGCAGCAUGUCCUCCAAACAGGACACAGACUCUGACACGCAGGAACCUAAUAACUCUAGCUGUAAAUCAUCUGAGAGAAGCCUCGCUGAGUGCCCCCAGCACAACAACUCUGUUGGUGUUGAUGCCACUACCAGGCAACCAGCCAAGCCCUCACAGAUUAAGAGAAACCUCUCCUAUGGAGAAAACAAUGACCCAGCCCUGGAGCCUUCCUCUCUCCCUCCUCCUGACCCCUGGCUUGAGACAUCCUCCACCUCGCCAUCAGAACCCACGCAGCCAGGAGCCUGCCGGCGGGAUGGGUACUGGUUUCUGAAGCUGCUGCAGGCAGAAACAGAGCGGUUAGAAGGCUGGUGCCGCCAGAUGGACCAGGAGACCAAAGAGAACAAUCUCUCUGAAGAAGUCUUAGGAAAAGUCCUGAGUGCAGUGGGCAGUGCACAGUUACUAAUGUCACAGAAGUUCCAGCAAUUCCACGGCCUCUGUGAACAAAACUUGAACCCUAAUGCCAAUCCCAGACCCACAGCCCAGGACCUAGCUGGGUUUUGGGAUCUCCUGCAGUUGUCCAUUGAAGACAUCAGCAUGAAGUUUGAUGAGCUGUACCACCUGAAAGCUAAUAGCUGGCAAUUGGCAGAGACACCGGAGAGAAAGGAAGAGAAGAAACCACCCCCUCCAGUGCCAAAGAAGCCAGCCAAGUCCAAAUCCCAACUGAACCGGGACAAAGCUUCUGAUUCAGACAAGCAGCGCCAGGAAGCUCGCAAGCGUCUUAUGGCAGCCAAGCGGGCCGCCUCUGUCCGGCAGAACUCGGCCACGGAGAGCGCAGAUAGCAUCGAGAUCUACGUACCCGAGGCACAGACCCGCCUUUGAGCAAAGGGGCAGAGGAAGGAACCGCGUGGUUUUUAUAAGUCAUUAAAAAGGAAAAAAAAAAAAAAAAGGUUCUCUCUAAACUAGUGUGAUUUAUUCAGUCUAGAGACAAUGAGCCAUCCUUGAAAAGGGCUCCUGAGUUGGCUUUUUUCUCUCAGCUUUAAGUAAUGAAGAUUUUAAAAAAAAAAAAAAAAACAAACAAAAAAAAGAAAAAAAUACCCCUCAUUUUCUCACUGGCUGUGGUGUUGCUGAAUGGACUGAACAGACUCUUGGAAACUCCAGCCCCUCGACUUGGAACUUCAGUCUUUUUACUUGUUCUAUCUAAUGAGAAUUAUUAGCUUGUUUACAAGAAGAGGACAAGAAAACAUGAAGCCUUGAGCACUUGCCAUGCUGUGUUCUUCCUCCUCCUCAGUUCUGUUCUUCCUUCUCAUCCUUUAUUUUUUUUCCUCCUUCUGCUUCCUUUCUCCCACCCUUUGCAUGGCUUCGUUUACUGUGUUAGAAAUAACCUCUCUUCCACAGAGCUCCUGAAGAGAACACCCAUUCAGUGUGUACUACUGUUGCACUCUGCUAGCAAGCAGCCUUUCUUGGGGGUGUUUUUGUUUUCCUUUUGAU